AUUCUUUUUAUCUUUUCAAUUUUCACCUAAUAUUCAUUUUUCUUUCUCCAUUUUCGAAUUGUUUUUCCUCAAUGAUUAACCUCUCGCAACGCCGAUGCUACAUCAAAACCUAGCUUAUUCGUUUUUAAAUGUUGAAUCAAUUUUUCAAUUUCUUUUGAUUGUUUGAGCUACCUUAGGAUGGAAGCUCAACAACAUGAAGCACUUUCUGAAAACAAUGAGGCGAAACCGGAUGAGGUUUCUUGUAAGAAAAGUAAUACCAUGCAAAUUUAUAGACAAGAUGUUGUGAAGAAUAAAAGCAGUGGGUUAAUUGGGAUUGUGACGGAAGUUAAUGGUGAUUCGGAUUCAGAUUCGGAUUCAGAUAGCGGAGUCACGGAUGAUGAGGAUGAUAGUGAGGAUGAGGAGGGUGAUGUUGAGGAGGGCGAUGAAAGUAAUAAUGGUCGCAGAAGUUCUGAUAGGAAUGACGGUUCUGUGCAUGGUAAAACUGCUGCGCUUCAGGCUAACGAGCUACGUGUACUCUGGAAGGAUGAAUCUGAGUCCACACAGAAUUUCAGUGACGUAGAAGUUAUUGAUCGUGGGUUUUUACAUGGUGAUUUUGUAGCUGCUGCCUCUGAUCCUACUGGGCAAGUGGGUGUUGUGGUUGAUGUCAAUAUAACUGUGGAUUUGUUGGCCCAUGAUGGAUCUGUAGUAAAAGAGGUCUCAUCAAAAGACUUGAAGCGUAUUAGAGAUUUCACUGUUGGUGAUUAUGUGGUGCUCGGGCCUUGGUUAGGAAGAAUUGAUGAUGUUUUGGAUAAUGUGACUGUCUUAUUUGAUGACGGCUCAGUUUGUAAAGUCUCCAAAGCAGAUCCAAUGAAUCUUAAACCCAUUUCAAAGAAUAUUCUUGAAGAUGGGCAUUUCCCUUAUUACCCCGGGCAACGUGUAAGGGCCAAGUCUUCAUCAAUCUUCAAGAUGGCUAGAUGGCUGUCUGGCUUGUGGAAAGCAAACAGGUUAGAAGGCACUGUCACCAAUGUUACAGUUGGAUCAGUGUUUAUUUAUUGGAUAGCAUCUGCAGGUUACGGGCCAUUUUCUUCUACUGCCCCUGCUGAGGAGCAGAGUCCAAAAAACUUAAAAUUGUUGUCUUGUUUUGCUCAUGCAAAUUGGCAAUUGGGUGACUGGUGUCUCUUACCCUCAUCUGCGCUGUCAUCCUCUGUUUCCGUAAACAAAAGCAAAUCAAAAUCGAAACAUAAUGACUCUGUUAACAUUGAAUUAGAUUCUAAUCAAACAGAAAGUGGGUGUGAUUCAGAAGAAGCUACAGUUGAGGAAUCAUAUGGGAAUAAGGAUGCUAUGGACCUUGAUACAGCAGGUGCUUUGAUAGGGAAUGGUGGAGAUGAUAGAAAUAAUCCCUCACACGAAUCUAGCUCAUGCGGUAGUUCUAUCUCAGUAUCAAAGGACCCUGUCCAUGAAGCUUGGCCUCUUCAUCGCAAGAAAAUAAGGAAAGUUGUCAUCAGGAAAGAUAAAAGAGCCCGGAAGAAAGAGGAAAGCUUUGAAAAAGCCCUUAUGAUUGCCAACACUAGGACACGAGUUGAUGUUUCUUGGCAGGAUGGAACGAUAGAGCGUGCACUAGAUUCUACAAGUUUAAUUCCUAUUGAUAAUCCUGGUGAUCAUGAAUUUGUUUCAGAACAAUAUGUUGUAGAGAAAACCUCUGAUGUUGGUGAGGAUAAUUGUGAAACUAGCCGAGUUGGGGUGGUUAGGAGUCUUAAUGCCAAGGAGCGGACAGCUUGUGUGAGGUGGAUAAAACCAGCUGCCAAGGCAGACGAUCCCCGGGAAUUUGACAAAGAGGAAAUUGUAAGUGUCUAUGAGCUAGAGGGCCAUCCAGAUUAUGAUUACUGCUACGGGGAUGUGGUUGUUAGACUAUCACCUGUGUCUGUCGGUGUAGAAGCUUCUGUUGGAGAGUCAACUGAGAAAUCAAAGCUGGAGAAUGAGAAGAGUGGAAUUAUAAAGGUAGUGUCAACCCAGUCAACCCAAACAAUAACUUUGUCAACCCAGUCAACCCAAACAGUAACUUUCUCAACCCAGUCAACCCAAACAGGAACUUUAUCUGGCGAAACUGAUGUGGAGUUCUCAGACCUCUCUUGGGUUGGAAAUAUAACUGGCCUUAAGAGUGGUGAUAUUGAAGUUACUUGGGCUGAUGGGAUGAUAUCGACGGUUGGGCCUCAAGCAAUUUAUGUGGUUGGUAGAGAUGAUGAUGAUGAGUCAAUUGCUGCAGGGAGUGAUAUAAGUGAUGCUGCAAGUUGGGAAACCGUCAAUGAUGAUGAAAUGGAAGUCCUAGAGGAAUCAAGAGAGGAUGUUAAUAGGGAAAAUUCAAGCAACAUCAUUUCUGAAGCAGAUGAGAAUGGAGAGAGAGACUUGAGUAGGACUGCAGCACUUUCUGUCCCACUGGCAGCAAUUCGAUUCGUCACUAGACUUGCCUCUGGAAUAUUCUCCAGGGGACAAAGGAGCUCAGAUCAUAUUCACGUGCCGUCAAAUGGUGUAAUUGAAUGUCUGUCACCAGUUAAUGUUUGUGAGACCAGCUCUCAGGAAUGUAUUGCCAUUGAUGAUGGUGACAAUUCAGUCAGCAAGAUUUUUAAAAUGGAGGAGUCUGUUAUUCCAGGAGGAUCUGAAAAUGUGGAAGCAUCUGAGACACUGUGCAGCUUGAAGAAUGAAGAUGCUCCUGCAAGUUGUGACGAUGAUGCUUGCAGUUUGAAACAUUUUGACAUGGUUACAGAUCCGUUAGACCAUUAUUAUAUUGGUGCAAAUGGACAGAGGAACAACCGAAAAUGGUAUAAGAAGGUGCAACAAGAUUGGGGAAUACUACAAAAUAACCUUCCUGAGGAAAUUUUUGUACGGGUUUAUGAAGAUAGAAUGGAUCUUUUGAGGGCAGUAAUUGUAGGGCCAUUUGGGACCCCUUACCAAGAUGGGCUGUUUUUCUUUGAUUUUCACCUUCCGCCGGAGUAUCCCGAUGUUCCACCGUCAGCAUACUAUCAUUCGGGUGGUUGGCGGAUUAACCCUAAUUUGUACGAGGAGGGGAAGGUUUGCCUUAGCCUUCUAAAUACAUGGACAGGCAGAGGAAAUGAAGUAUGGGAUCCAAAAUCUUCUAGCAUUCUUCAAGUUCUAGUUUCACUACAAGGGCUAGUACUCAACUCGAAGCCUUACUUCAAUGAAGCUGGAUAUGAUAAGCAAACUGGAACAGCUGAAGGAGAGAAAAACUCGUUGUCAUACAAUGAGAAUACAUUUUUACUGAACUGCAAGACCAUGAUGUAUCUCAUACGGAAGCCUCCAAAGGAUUUUGAAGUACUUAUUAAAGAACAUUUUAAGAGGCGUGGUCAUUACAUCCUCAAAGCUUGUGAUGCAUACAUGAAAGGUUACUUGAUUGGUUCGUUGAACAGAGAUGCUUCCGUGAGUAAUAAUAGCAGUCCGAAUUCAACCUCGGUUGGUUUCAAGCUGAUGUUAGCCAAGAUAGUGCCGAAACUUUACUUGUCACUUAGUGAGGUUGGGGCCGAUUGCGAGGAAUUUAAGCAUUUGAAAGAGUUGUAACAAAACCGAUUCAUUUCUGGGAGCUUGAAGGAAUAGAAUUGAUGGCAAAAGCAUGAGAGAAGCAACCACUAACAGAGCAGGCUGGAUAUCCCUUUUCACUAUGGUCACCAUUGUAGAGGGGAGGCAAUGUUUGUUACUAACUUUUACGUUAUGAACUUUAUUAUUAAAUAUUGGAAAGAGGGUUGGCAAGGGUUGGAUUUGGUAUUGGUAUGUAAAACCAUUUGUUAAUGGUCUUGCACUGGUUUAUUAACUUGUGUGUGAGGAUUUGAUGAAUUGAAUAUAAUUGAAGAAUAUCCAAUUUUGUUUUUCUUCCUUUCA
Messenger RNA from Lathyrus oleraceus (garden pea), 3867 nucleotides. Its product is annotated as probable ubiquitin-conjugating enzyme E2 23. Lineage: Eukaryota; Viridiplantae; Streptophyta; Magnoliopsida; Fabales; Fabaceae. The record is from RefSeq and is a predicted model, not a curated record. The transcript has 9 exons. Gene Ontology annotation, molecular function: ubiquitin conjugating enzyme activity. Bases 178 to 3549 code for a protein of 1123 amino acids.